AUGAAACCAGGUCAGCCGCUGCCGCCGCCCGCUUUGCCCAGCGCCGGGCUGGCGGAGGCCGUCCUUACCUGGCCGCUGCACUCCAGGUGGCCGUCCCGCACCGGUCGUCCGCGAUCCCCCGGUGCGCGGGAGGCGCCCGGUCCACCGUGCGCUGGUCGCCUCCCGCUCAGCGUUCAGGACGAGAGUGUCCUCGGACUGCGCGCCCAAGCCCGGAGCCGCCCUUCAGUUCAUCACUCGUCUUUCCAGAAGCGCCCCCGCCGCCCCGGCGAACUGACGAGGAGCGUGGGGAUUCGAGAUGGCACUGACUUGCCCCGCGGUGUGCGCUCCCGGGUCCGAGAGCGCUCUGCCCGCGGGCAGCUGCGGCCGCGCGUCACAUGCCGCCUCCGGGCAGCGGCCGCGGCACCUGCCCAAGCGGCGGCGCUCCCGGCCCCGCACGACCGCCGGGCGCCGGGGGCUCCCUGCGCGCUCUAG
Messenger RNA from Rangifer tarandus platyrhynchus (Svalbard reindeer), 471 nucleotides. Lineage: Eukaryota; Metazoa; Chordata; Mammalia; Artiodactyla; Cervidae. The record is from the annotation of a GenBank genome assembly.